UCCCGAAUUCGGUGAACGCGCAUUUCCGAGCGGUCGAUCCGCGUACUAAAACACGCGACGCACCCUUCCCUUACAUCUGCGCUACAACAUCUUCAUCCACCCGUUGGAGAAUAAAGUGUGGAGCGAGCAGAAGGAAAAAGUCGGUCGUGUCCUAGAAUCGUCGCUGUCGCAACAUCAUCGCACUUUGAAAGGUGCGAGAGACGCGAGGAGUAUCAGUUGCUGCCGCCGCUUCUUUUCUUGUUGAAUCGGAUUCCAGAAGAAGACUGCUCAAAAUUCCACCUAUAAUGUCGCUCUCAGAUGAAGAAAGGGACGAAUACCCAGAUGGAACCGUGAAGCUGAGGAACCCGAACAUCGAGCUGAUGGACCAGGACAUCCUGUACCAUCUGGCGUUGGGAAGUGAAUCGCACGAUCUCGUCGAGAUGUUCGGCGACGUCAAGUUCGUGUGCAUGGGCGGAACACCGAAACGGAUGCAGGACUUUGCCGAUUACAUCAUGAAGGAGAUUGGUUACAAGUUGCCGACGGGGACGACCCUCCAGGACAUCAGCCGGUACUCGUACAGGUACAGCAUGUACAAAGUGGGACCUGUCCUCUCGAUCAGCCACGGCAUGGGUGUUCCGUCGAUUAGCAUCCUGCUGCACGAGAUGAUCAAGCUGAUGUACCACGCGAAGGCCAAGGACCCGGUGUUCAUCAGAAUCGGAACGUGCGGCGGAGUCGGCGUCGACGGCGGCACCGUCGUCAUCUCCGACGGCGCCUACGAUCCGCUCCUCAACAACUACUACGAAGUGCCCGUGCUUGGAAAACUGACGAGCAGACCGGCGAUCCUCGACAAGAAGGUGAUCAGAGAGCUGAAGGCGUUGGCGGACGUCGAGGAUCCGUACGAGACGGUGACCGGAAAAACGAUGUGCACCUCCGACUUUUACGAAGGUCAGGGACGAUUGGAUGGAGCUUUCUGCGAGUACACGGAAACCGAGAAGCUCAAGUAUCUGGAGCACCUGAAGGAGUUCGGCAUCGUGAACAUCGAGAUGGAGUGCGUCCCGUUCGCCGCGUUGACCCAUCACGCCGGCAUCAAGGCGGCGAUCGUGUGCGUCGCGCUGCUCGAUCGAUUCAACGGGGAUCAAGUGUCCACGCCGAAGGAGGUGCUGAACGAGUGGCAGGUGCGACCGCAGAAGCUCGUCGCCAAGUACAUCAAACGACAUCUGCAGAUGAAGGGAAAGUUUUCGCUGGACGGGCACGGAUCGAUGGCCGUCAAGAGUCCGAGACGUUUCAAGCUUGUCCAGCAGGAAUCGCAGACAUUCGAGUAAAAAGAAAAAAA
Messenger RNA from Nicrophorus vespilloides, 1312 nucleotides. RefSeq names its product uridine phosphorylase 1. Gene Ontology annotation, cellular component: cytosol; cytoplasm. The record is from RefSeq and is a predicted model, not a curated record. Bases 285 to 1301 code for a protein of 338 amino acids. Lineage: Eukaryota; Metazoa; Arthropoda; Insecta; Coleoptera; Silphidae. Gene Ontology annotation, molecular function: uridine phosphorylase activity. The transcript is spliced from 6 exons. Gene Ontology annotation, biological process: nucleotide catabolic process; uridine catabolic process.